Messenger RNA from Astyanax mexicanus (Mexican tetra), 3559 nucleotides. It is a transcript of the gene mov10a, whose product is annotated as Mov10 RISC complex RNA helicase a. The transcript has 22 exons. NCBI's taxonomy places the organism in Eukaryota, Metazoa, Chordata, Actinopteri, Characiformes, Acestrorhamphidae. Gene Ontology annotation, molecular function: RNA binding; ATP hydrolysis activity; 5'-3' RNA helicase activity. Bases 71 to 3079 code for a protein of 1002 amino acids. The record is from RefSeq and is a predicted model, not a curated record.
UCCGCCCUGUGUGAACCGGUCGCUGUCCUGUAACCAAAUAACCGCAGGUCUAGAGUCUCCUGCCGGAGCCAUGCCUUCUCUCAGAGCUGCUUUUGAAGUCGGGCUGGAUUUUCUGGAGUUCCUUGGGGAACGAAAAUCCAAAACAGACAAAAAGGAACUCCGGGACAUCUACAACUUAGAGUUUAAAAGGGAAGGAACCAAUGAGCCAAAUUUUUCCAGGCUGGUCUUUGCCCUUCAGCACUUCAACAAAGCCAGUAUAAGGCAUGGCAAAGUUAUCCUGCAUGCCAAAUCCCAGGUGCGUGUUUACUACUGUGACCAGUGGAGGUCAGUGGCAGGGUCCAGAACUGAUAAUGUUGGAGCCACAGCUUCAGCCUCCGCUCACUCAUCUUCACCUACUGUUAACCCGGUCCUCACUUCAAAGAAAAAACUGGCUAAAGAAGUCCUUCAGAGACUUAGGGUAAACAGAGCAGAACUGAUCUCUGAUAAAGGAAGCAUUAAAAUCACUUCUGAUCCAGAGAGCACCAAUGGAAAAGUUGUGUUGAACAUCGACCUCGUGGACAGGGUGUAUGUGGUGAAGUUUCACAUUGAGAACGUGGGGCAAAACUGCAUUUACUUCAGCUUCUACACGGCCCUGCACCGGAUGCGAUGCUUUACUUUAGUGGACGAGAGGAGAGUGACCAGGGUUUGCCCUCUGCUUCUCUGUCCAGGUGAGAGCUAUGUGGUAGAGGUGCAUUACCACAUUCAUCACUACGGACAUUUCCCCGCCACCAUGUACUUUGAAUUCUGCCCUGAAUCAGAGGACUCCAGCCCCUCCAAACCUUUCUGCAUUGUAAGGGAACUGGAGGUGGUGAUCCAGACCAAGUUGGCUGCAGAACUGGGCCCAGAAAGCCCCUACACACCCAAGCAGAGGGGAAGGUACAGACCUGAGAACCGAGUAGUGGAAGAGGGUGUCCCACCUGAAAGUGGUGUGACACAUUCUCUGAAGCAGGAGGUGAAGCUAAAGGACUAUAAGUACCCUGCUUACCUGAAAGACUUGGUGAAACACCGGUUAGCUGAUACAGAGAAGCUUUCCCCAGCAGCUAGAUUACAGCUACCCAGAGUGAAAGCCGUGUUGGAGACUCCGUUGUGUAUAAAGCAGUAUGCAGAACGUUUCCACCUCCUCCUGCAUCUAGAGGAGAUUCAGAUGGAAGUAGACAUAAAGAAGUAUGAUCUGUACAACCAGACCAUGACACAAGACAUAACCAACAAAAAGCUGCUGGUGUUAAAGGUUCCAGGCGUCGCAGAGAACAGGCCAUCUGUGUUGAGAGGAGAUCACUUGAAUGUGUGUGUGUCUGAAGACAAAGCCAAACCUGUCACCAUGUACAAAGGCUAUGUCCAUCGUGUGGAGCUGGAUCGUGUUAAGUUGGGCUUUUCUAAGAAGCUUGUACAGAAGUUUGUUAGUAAUAUGAAGUUUGAUGUGGAGUUCAACAUCAACCGCUUCCCUCUUAAACUCCAGCACCGAGCUGUAGAUCUGGCUGUACAACACAAGCUGGGAAAUGUUUUGUUCCCCAGUGGUAAUAAAGUCGAACCUCCAGCAGUGCCAAAGCUCAGCAUGUUUAAUCGAGAUCUGGAGAGCAACCCUGAGCAGAGCACUGCAGUUCAGCACAUUCUGUCUGGCCAUUCUAAGCCAGGUCCAUACCUGAUAUUUGGACCUCCUGGCACGGGCAAAACAGUUACAUUAGUGGAGGCCAUAAAGCAGGUGAAUAGGUCCGGUACUGUUGCCCAUGUCCUGGCUUGUGCUCCCUCCAACAGUGCCUGUGAUCUGCUGUGUGAGAGGUUGCUAAGAUACGUGGAUGGCCAUCACCUCUAUCGUCUCUGUGCCAGCAGUAGAGACCCCCGCACUAUGCCACAGAAACUACUGAAACACAGUAACUGGGAUGAAGGGCAGGACAGCUUCAUCCUCCCAUCUAAAGAGACUCUGAUGGGCUACAGUGUUAUUGUGGUCACGCUGAUCACUGCUGGAAGGCUUGUAUCUGGAGGUGUCCCGGUUGGUCACUUCACACACGUCUUCAUAGAUGAGGCUGGCCAAGCUGUGGAACCUGAGUGUGUUGUUGGGAUUGCAGGUCUCCUCCAUCCUGAGAAAGGUCAGGUGGUUUUGGCAGGAGACCCUCAGCAGCUUGGACCUAUCUUGAGAUCUCCACUGGCACAGCAACAUGGGCUGGGACUGUCACUGCUGGAGAGACUGAUGACCCAGAACUCGCUCUAUCAGAAGACUCAUGAUGGCUCCCAGGCUUACAACAGCUGCUUUGUCACGAAGCUCCUGCGCAACUACAGGUCGCACCCUGCCAUCCUCGAGAUUCCUAAUGAGCUUUUCUAUGACAAUGAACUACAAGUUUUUGCAGACCAGAUGGAGAGAGAAGCUUUCUGCCACUGGGAGCAUCUCCCUAAACAGGGCUUCCCAGUAAUAUUCCAUGGAGUGAUGGGGAAAGACGAGAGAGAAGCGAACAGUCCAUCUUUCUUCAAUGUCAGUGAGAUCGAGGUCCUCAUCAGCUAUCUCCAAAAGCUAAAGCUAACUCAGGGAAAGAAGGGCCUUCCUAAACUCAAGCCUGCUGACAUUGGCAUCAUUGCUCCUUACAGGAAACAAGUGGAGAAAAUCAGGAAAGCCCUACAAACAGUAAAAGAAUUAAAACAGUGGAAUGAUAUUAAGGUGGGCUCCGUGGAGGAAUUUCAGGGACAGGAGAAAAGGGUGAUCAUGGUGUCUGCAGUCAGAAGCAGCAUAAGCUAUGUGAAGAUGGACCAAGACUUUAACAUUGGCUUCCUCACAAACGAGAAGAGGUUUAAUGUAGCCAUGACCAGAGCCAAAGCCCUGCUCAUUGUGGUAGGAAACCCAGUCAUCCUCAACAAGAAUCCCACCUGGCAGAGGUUCAUCCAGUACUGUGAACAAGAGCAGGGCUACACUGGUUUUGACUACAGAGAUGCUGAGGGGGAGGAAGAUGUGGUGACCCGACUGGCAUCUCUAAAAAUUCAUACUGCCACUGAAGAAAUAGAAGAGAGCACACUGCAACAGAAUGUGCAUCCAGAAUGGAGGAGUGAACAGUGAACCACCUACAGACCGGCUGUCAAUCAGUCGACAGUGUACUUGCCAUUAAACUGAGAACCAUGGUAAAGCAUUGCAGCAGUUUUUCCCCCUGAAGGCAUCAUUCUUAUUCGUUUUUAGAUGCUACUAACCGGCAUGUCUAUAUUUUAGUUAAGCUAGUUAAGAAUCACUGGAAGUAUCAAGAAAAAAAAAAAUACUACAUAAUCUUCCAAAUGGGAUGCCUAUAAAAUUGGACUUGAGUUUUAUCGUUUUGAGUUUAAAUUAAUUUCUUAUACAUAAAGUUGGUGGAAAUUACCAUUUACUGUACAUCCUUAGCUUUUCUAUUCUUAAUGCAUUGCGCUUAGUUCUAAAGCCUUAUAAUUGCAGUACAUCUCCUAAAUACUUCAUUUAGAAUUUUAGCUCAAAAGAAAAAGGUCCUUGCUAUGCAAAGACCACCCUAUUUUGUCUAUUUUCAAAUAUGUAUAAAAUAUUUUUUUAUACAAA